Messenger RNA from Hydra vulgaris (swiftwater hydra), 2752 nucleotides. RefSeq lists its product as uncharacterized. NCBI's taxonomy places the organism in Eukaryota, Metazoa, Cnidaria, Hydrozoa, Anthoathecata, Hydridae. The record is from RefSeq and is a predicted model, not a curated record.
UAUAUAAUUAAAAACCUUUUAUUUGCAAGAUCUUGAAAAAGAUAUUAACACACUAUAAAAACGUUGCAUUUAGUUGAAAUAAACAUUAAUCAUUGGUUUAAUAACUUUGAAGAUGAUUUUCUUAGUUUUUUUUCUUUUUGUGGUUGCCCAAGCUAAAGAGUAUCUUAUUGGUAAUGCCCCUACUCUAUUAGAAAAAGGAAAGCUUAUUGCUGAAAUUCCAAAGUUAGAUAAAGAGUAUUUAAUUUCAUUUGAUAUCAAUCCGAAUAAAUUUGUUGCUGGUUGGCAUAGUGUUGUUCAUUUCACUAUUGGAUCUAAUGUUGCAAAUUAUGGUGAUAGAGUUCCUGGCAUCUGGUUCCAUGAAGAUGCUAAAGGAGGUCUCCAUAUUGCAGCACCAAUUAAUGGAAACGCUAACAGAUAUUUUAACACAAAACCAAUUGGAAAAAAUGUGUGGUCUAACAUAGAGAUUUCUCAAGUAUUAAAAAUUGCAGUUUAUGUAUACACAAUUAAAAUUAAUGGAGAAACAGUCUUUUCUGAAAUAAACAACCAAGCUCAAUUUUUUAAUAAUGUGAAAGUAUAUGCCUCGGAUCCAUGGUAUGAUGUUCAAGAUGGCUCAAUAAAAAACUUGUACAUAAUUAAUGGAGUUAUAAAGUAUCUUAUUGGUGAUGCCCCUACUUUAUUGGUAAAAGGAAAGCUUAUUGCUGAAAUUCCAAAGUUAGAUAAAGAGUAUUUAAUUUCACUUGAUAUCAAUCCGAAUAAAUUUGUUGCUGGUUGGCAUAGUGUUGUUCAUUUCACUAUUGGAUCUAAUGUUGCAAAUUAUGGUGAUAGAGUUCCUGGCAUCUGGUUCCAUGAAGAUGCUAAAGGAGGUCUCCAUAUUGCAGCACCAAUUAAUGGAAAUGCUAACAGAUAUUUUAACACAAAACCAAUUGGAAAAAAUGUGUGGUCCAACAUAGAGAUUUCUCAAGUAUUAAAAGGUGUAGUGUAUCUAUACACAAUUAAAAUUAAGGGAAAAAUUGUCUUUUCUGAAAUAAAUAACCAAGCUCAGUACUUUGAUAAUGUGAAAGUAUAUGCUUCGGAUCCAUGGUAUGAUGUUCAAGAUGGCUCAAUAAAAAACUUGUAUAUUAUUAAUGGUGUUAUAAAAACUGGAUUUCAACCUGUCAUUAUUCUUCCAACAGAUUAUAUUCACCACAUAAAAGAAUUCGCUCUAAUUCCAAGUGCACUACUUGGAACUUUAUAUGUUUUAAAAAAAGAGUAUACUGUUUUAUUCAAACUGAAGCCAAAAAAAUACUCUAAAGGAUGGAAAAAUGUUCUUCACAUGACAUUGGGUAAAGAUUAUGGAACUUAUGGUGACAGAAAUCCAGGUGUUUGGUUUCAUGAAGAUGGCUCAGGAAAACUUGCUAUUUUUGCUGCUGUGAGCGGUAAUGUUAACUAUUAUGUAGAAACCACUUCACUUCCUUUGAAGGCAUGGUCCUAUCUUAAAAUAUAUCAAAGUUUUAUGGAUGGUAAGUAUUGGUUUUCUGUUGAUUUGAAUGGAAUCAAUAUUCAUAGAGUUGAAAAUACUGAUGCCAGAGAUUUCAAAACUAUGAAGGUUUAUGCUUCUGAUCCUUGGUAUGCUGCGCAAGAAGGAUUAAUUAAUGACCUUUUUAUAAUUAAUGGAAAAGCUGAAUACCUAGUUGGUAAUAUCCAUACUCCAUUAAUUAAAGGAAAAGUUAUUGCUGAAAUACCCAAACUAGAUAAAGAGUACUUAAUUUCAUUUGAUGUUAUUCCUAAUAAAUUUGUUGCUGGUUGGCAUAGUGUUGUUCAUUUCACAAUUGGAUCUAAUAUUGAAAAUUAUGGUGAUAGAGUUCCCGGCAUCUGGUUCAAUGAAGAUGCUAAAGGAGGUCUUCAUAUUGCAGCACCAAUCAAUGGAAAUGUCAACAGAUAUUUUAACACAAAACCAAUUGGAUUAAAUGUGUGGUCCAACAUAGAGAUAUCUCAAAUUUUAAAAGGUGCUGCGUAUGUAUACACAAUCAAAAUUAAUGGAGAAAUGGUCUUUUUUGAAAUAAACAACCAAGCUCAAUAUUUUGAUAAUGUGAAAGUAUAUGCCUCAGAUCCAUGGUAUGAAGUUCAAGAUGGUUCAAUAAGAAACUUGUUUUUAAGUAAUGGCCCAUCAAGUAAUGUUCUACUACCAAGUCCGAUCAUUCUUCCUAGAGAUUUUAUUGACGAUCCAUCAGAAAUUGUUAUUAAAAGAAAUAAUUUGAUUGCGACAAUAGUACUUUUAAAGAGACAGUUUAGUGUUUCGUUUGAACUGAAACCAUCUUUGUAUAAAACAGGAUGGCAUAGUGUUUUUCAUAUGACAAUAGGUCAAAAUGUUGAAAACUAUGGCGAUAGAAAUCCAGGUGUAUGGUUUAACAAUGAUGGAUCUGGAAAAUUGCACAUUGCGUUCAGUAUAAACGGAAACAGCAAUUAUUUCUUCACUACAAAAUCGUCAUUACCCCUGAACGUAUGGUCAAAAAUAGAAAUAUUUCAGAGACUUGAAUUUUUAGUAUAUGUUUUUGAAGUAAAGAUUAAUGAAAAUGUCGUAUUUACUAUCAAUAAUAACGAUGCACGCGAUUUUAAAAAUGUUAAAGUUUACGUUAGUGAUCCAUGGUAUGAUGCUCAACCCGGUUUAGUAAAAAACGUCAAAAUUAUCAACAGCAUUUAAGUAGACAAUCCUGCCUAAAGAACUUGUAAUACUGUUUUGGUGGUGUUAAAAAUAAUAAAUAUUUUUUUUAGU